AGUUCUCAUUUUUGGUUGCAGUUCCACGGGAGUGCGCAGGGAGGCGCUGUUGCCCUGGCCGUCUCGAUAUUAGUCAGAAUACAUUUAGCUGCAGACUGUACUAUAUAUAGAAAACAUUGUUUUUAUUAGCGAUAAAUCACGUAUUAUAAUUAUUUAGGGUUUCGAGCGGGCGUCGGGAGGGGAACGGCGGGUGUAGGGGACGGGACGGGGCGGGGGGUGAUCAAAAAAAAAUAAUAAUUAAAAAAAAAAGCGAGAACCGCGUCCCGCUAAAUAACUGUGCUGCUAUAAAACAUAAAUAAAUACAGAGGAUUUAAACUUCACCGCAGACGGGGAAACUUUUAAAAGAUUGCGUCAGAGGCGAUCUUUCAGUUUUGCGGCGUUAUUCGGAUGUUUGACGCGAUUAAAGUGAUUUUCAUUAUCUUUUCAAACACGGUUUUACUGUUCGCUAUUCGUCGUGCUGACGGGUUUUUAGAAUGGAAACCAAUUAGUUGUUUUAAUUUUUAUUUUUACUUGCUGUUCGGACUCGUUUGAAAAACUAUUUUUGGUUUUCUCUCUCUCUCUCUCUCUCCUCGGCCCUCGCUGUGUGCGGCUACGUUUACAGCCCCCCCCCCCGGGUCCUGGCUUGCUGAACUAAAAAUGCGCAAGUGUGGCUGAAUCUGUCGCUGUUUCCCGGCGGUUUCCGAGCGCUUUGAACCGAGGGGAAGAGGGUGAGGCCUGCGGGUCGGGCUUUCACCGGGCUAGAGUAGCUGCGCUCGCUGGAUUCGGGUGCAGGGGGGCCGGCUGCAGUGGCAGUCUCGAGUCCGCGGGCCCAGCGAGACGAUAUGGAGCGGAUGGAGGUGGAUCAGUGCGCAGGCGCAGGAAGCGGAGGAGGGGCUCUGCGGCGGUCCAACAGCGCCCCCAUGAUCACCGGUGUCAGUGACGGCGCGGCCGUGUUCCACGCGGGGGGGUCCGCGCGCUAUCGGAGGAGCAGCGUGUCCGUCAAUCUCAGCUGCCCGGGUCAGGCCCUCCCCCUGUCUCCAUUCCGACUGGCCAGCGGUCGGUUGGAGCCUCACAAGCAGGAGGAGAGCAUGGAGAUGAACUCCAGAGACACGCUGCCGAGGAACAGCUCCCAGCACUCCCAGCACACAGCCAGGCACUGGGAUGAAGGAUUCUCACUGCCAAUCCAUGCUGUUGACAGCGGGGUCACACCAAAUUCCUCCCCCAGUCCGACAAGGAGGUUUGCAAGGGGGAGUGUGAGCCCCAGUGUGCGCUCCCCACCCCUGGGGUCCCUCAAGAGGAAAGGUGGCGUGGAUCUCGAUGCCCCGCCUAAGAAGCUGUUUGUGGCGGGGGUGCCGGGACGGGGGCGCCAGGACUCUGCUCUCCUCACUGCGGGCUGCUCUCUCAGUGUGUUCCCUGCUGGGUGUGUCGGAGCUGGGGUCCCAGUCUGCACUCCCCCCCAGGACCCCCCUCCUCUGUCCCUCGCGGUCUCCCUGCCGGCCCCCCGCUCGCCACUCUGCUUCCCUCAAGCCUUCACCACACAGCCCCCCGGCAUCUAACCAGUCACAGGGCUGGAGAGGAUGGGGCACUGGGGGCUGGGCCAAUCAGAGGACAAGAGACCAGGAGCGGGGCCAAUCAGAGACCGGAGACCAGGAGCGGGGCCAAUCAGAAACCUGGGAACUGAGACAAUCGGAGGAGAGGAAAGGAGAGGACAACAUGCUGGACCAAUCAGAGAAAAGGAGACCAGUGGGUCGGGCCAAUCAGAAAGGAGUGUUUUGUGUUUCCUGUCAUCAGUUUUUCCUUCCUGGUGACCCAGUUGAAGUAAGGAAAUGAAGGAGCAGGCGGCUGGCAGGAGUGCUUUGUGUUCUCUCAGAGCGGAGCGCUUCACAGAGGGGGGUCUGGAGCAUCAUUUUAAAAUGUGCUUUUAUUUUUGUUAUAAAAAUAUUUUGAGUAAAUCACACCCUGUGUAUCUUCAGCCUACAGAAUCAUCCAACCCAAACACACACACCGACACGCUGACUCGAGCACUGGGGUUCAGAGCUCCCCUCAAUGAAGUCUGUUACUAUUAUUAAUAUUGAAAUGAUCAGGAGCCAGGAGUUUGAGCAGGGUUACAAACUCACACUAGCCCUGCUGCUGCUGCUGCUGCUGCUGCACCCAGUCCUGGGGUUCAGAGCUCCCCUCAAUGAAGUCUAGUAUUAUUAUUAUUAUUAUUAUUAUUAUUAUUAUUAUUAUUAUUAUUAUUAUUAUUAUUGCAAUGAUCAGGAGCCAGGAGUUUGAGCAGGGUUAGAUACACACACCCUGCUGCAAAACUACAAAGUGACACGCACACACACACGCACACGCACGCGCACACACACACACGCACACGCACACGCACACACAGGAGGAUGAAGGGUUGGAGGAGUAUUUGAAACUUUGUAAAUAGAAAAAUAAUAAAUAAAUAAAUAAAGAAAGUAUUUUUUAUGAACUUGUAAAAGGCACACGCUGUGUAUUUCUGAAUCCUGCCAUCUUUCACUGAUCCCCCAGUCAUUCCGAGCGCGUCCUGUUUGUCAAACUAAAGCUCUGUCACGCAUUCUAGUGAAAAACAAAAUGUGCAACGACCUCUGAAGGUCACAUACAUAUAGAAAGAAAUACAUCUAUAGGAAUAAAAUGUGAGUACUGAA
Messenger RNA from Acipenser ruthenus (sterlet), 2639 nucleotides. Its product is annotated as P2R1A-PPP2R2A-interacting phosphatase regulator 1-like. NCBI's taxonomy places the organism in Eukaryota, Metazoa, Chordata, Actinopteri, Acipenseriformes, Acipenseridae. Bases 822 to 1535 code for a protein of 237 amino acids. Gene Ontology annotation, molecular function: protein serine/threonine phosphatase inhibitor activity. The transcript is spliced from 9 exons. The record is from RefSeq and is a predicted model, not a curated record.